AUGGGUUUCUGUGGUAAUCUUGAUUUCCUCGCUACUCUUCCGGGGAAAGGGGAAGUAGCUUCGGAAGUUGAACCAGUGAUUCAGGUUGAGGAAGAUUGUAGCGAUGAGGAGAUGGAUGUCGAUGAACUAGAAAGAAGGAUGUGGAGGGAUCGAAUGCUUUUAAGGCGACUUAAGGAGCAGAAGAAGAACAAGGAGACAGUUGAUGAUAAUGCGAAGCUGCGUCAGUCUCAGGAGCAAGCGCGGCGGAAGAAAAUGUCUCGGGCACAAGAUGGAAUCCUGAAAUACAUGCUGAAGAUGAUGGAGGUUUGUAAAGCUCAGGGUUUUGUGUAUGGAAUCAUCCCCGAGAAAGGCAAACCUGUAACAGGAGCAUCUGAUAAUCUUCGCUCAUGGUGGAAGGAAAAAGUUAGGUUUGAUCGAAAUGGUCCAGCUGCAAUUGCCAAAUACCAGGCAGAGAAUUCAAUCCCAGGGAAAGUUGAGGAAGCAAGUAUAGCAUCCUCGACUCACACGCUGCAAGAGCUCCAGGACACUACGCUCGGCUCACUUUUGUCGGCUCUGAUGCAACACUGCAACCCCCCUCAGAGGCGAUUCCCUCUGGAGAAGGGUGUUCCCCCGCCUUGGUGGCCUACUGGAAAAGAGGAAUGGUGUUCUCAAUUGGAUUUGCCAACCGAUCAAGGGCCACCUCCGUACAAGAAGCCUCAUGAUUUGAAAAAGGCCUGGAAAGUCAGCGUUCUCACAGCCGUGAUCAAACACAUGUCCCCUGACAUUGCCAAGAUCCGCAAACUUGUCCGGCAGUCCAAAUGCCUACAGGAUAAGAUGACAGCUAAGGAAAGUGCAACUUGGCUUGCUAUUAUUAACCAAGAGGAGGCUUUAUCCAGAAAACUAUAUCCUGACAGCAUUCCACCACCAUCCUUGGCUGGUGGGAGUGGGUCGUAUUUAAUCAGUGAUACCAGUGACUAUGAUGUUGAAGGAGUGGAAGAUGAUGGUAACAUUGAAGUGGAAUGUAAGCCCUGUGAUACGAAGCUUUUCAACUUGGGGACAGCUGCACCUAGGGAUGAGCACAUGAUGCCUCUCUUAGCUCCGAUCAAGGGAGAGAUUUUUGACGUUGAUUUGGAUUUUAUUCCGAAGAGGAAACAGAUAACUAAUGAAGUGCACAAUGAUCAGAAGAUGUUUACGUGUGAGUUUCCUCAAUGCCCCCACAGUGAUCACCGUAUGGGAUUUAACGACCGGACAUGGAGAAACAAUCACCAGAUGAAUUGUCCAUACCGUUCCAAUUCUUUUGAGAGGCUUAACACACCAAGCUAUCAAAAUAACAAUGACAAGCCAUCGGGAUUCUCCAUCCCUUCUGCACAAAAGGAGGCAUUUUCCCUGCCGGCAAAUGUGGAUGUUUCCGGCCUUGGAAUUCCCGAAGAUGACCAAAGGAUUAUUUCUGAGCUUCUGUCAUUCUACGAUAACAAUCUUCAGCAAAACAGUAGCUUCGACGCUGGGAAUCUCAACAUUCUAGAAACUCAAAAUUCGCAGCAGCAAGCGACACAAGUUCAACAAGAUGAGUACUUCAUUACACAGACUAGCAUGCCCUUGAAUAAUUCUGCUUUCCCACCAACAGAACUCCAGUUCGAUGGGUGCAAACCUUCAUACAGUUCCCCUUCCAAUGGCAAUGCAAACGAGAAUAUUUCUGAUUUCAGGUUUGGUUCACCUUUCAACUUCACACAAGUUGACUACUCCAUGGACCCAUUAUCAAGGGAGGAUGACUCUCUGUGGUUCGUCUAA
Messenger RNA from Fraxinus pennsylvanica, 1767 nucleotides. The record is from the annotation of a GenBank genome assembly. Lineage: Eukaryota; Viridiplantae; Streptophyta; Magnoliopsida; Lamiales; Oleaceae.